Molecule: messenger RNA, 8017 nt
Organism: Cinara cedri
Lineage: Eukaryota; Metazoa; Arthropoda; Insecta; Hemiptera; Aphididae
Source: the annotation of a GenBank genome assembly
UACCUGUCCAAAUAUUUCUUUGAGUGCUUCCUUGAUAUAAAAUGAAAAUUGUCGGUCAUUCACAUCAAUGUCGUUGCCCUUUUUAUCGAGAACAUUUCUAAAUAAGUAAAAUUGACAAGGUUAAUGAAAUUAAAUUGAAGUAUUAGUAAAAAUAAAUAAAUGACAUAGUUUACUCACAAUGUAACUUCUAGGAAGUAAUAAGAACACAUAGUCGUUGUAUCUUCGCCAUGUAUUUUAUUUUUAUUCGAUGGUGUGUACCUGUGUAGUCUAAAGUCUUGUAUGUUGGAAAAAAAAUAUACAAAAAACCGACCUACCUAAACAUAAAAAUUAAGUUGCAUAUCAUCAGAGAGAUUGCGAAUAAGAUUUUUAAGAAUAAGAUUAGACAUAAUUUUGAGGUUAACUCUGAAAUUCAGAUGGAGAUUGGAGAACAUAGGCAACGGAACGAACAAUCAGUGUGACCAAUGGAAGAAACGCCGGUCUCGCGUGUUAGGUUAAGUUGUCAUUUCGGCGGCGGACCUAUCAUCGGUGGAUAAAAAAAAUCUCACGAAUUCGCGAUUGUUAUAACAAUAUCUAUACAUAUUACUAUUUUAUUAUUCUCUCAACGGUCAAAUAUCAGCUCGUUACUAGUUAGUGGUUCGUCUCACUCCCGCUGACGUCGUCGCGUACUUCAGUUACAACUCAUGACCAACGACACCUCCAUCGACCGCAGACUACCAAAGUACCAACACUACCAACUACCAACAGUUCUGUUUGUGUGCGUGUGACGUGUGUGUUCCGUCACCCGCCGUCUUUGCCUAUCGUGUGAUUCGUGAGUCGAUCGAUCUCGCGCAGUUCGCCGACGCUGCUUUUUGUGUGUCUGGUGGUUUUUCGUCUGUUGUCUUCGCCGUAAUCGACCACACGUCUAAAUGGGUAGCGUGAACAACGCUGUCCGUUGCGGUUUCAUAUGUCGUUUGUGUUCUAAAAUCGAUAAACGUGUUGUUCAUAUUUAUGGCGAACUAGGCAGAAAAUACAAUUUGGUCCAAAAGAUCAGGGACUAUUUGCCCAUAAAGGUAGGCAAUAUUAAACUAUUAUCAUCUGUCAUGGCUUAAAUUGUUAAUAAAACAUAUCGGGCAACUGUAUAGGACGUUUUAGGUACCUAUUCAAUGUCUAAAUUCGGGUGUAGAUUUUUAUAUUUUUGUCCUAUUGAAUUUCAUUAUUAUGUUUCGAAACGCGUAUGAUGAAAUCGGUGUGUGUGUGUAGUAAUGUUAUAUGUAUAUGCACACACAUACACGCGCGCUUAUAGAUUGUGUCCGUCUGCGCGUGUGUUGCGUUAUCACGGGCCGUUGAUUUAGUGCUAAAAAGUGUGUAGAAACACAAGCUAUACACGGUAACGUAAUAUUUUGAUUUUUGACGAAACGUCCCAACCAUCAUUGGGCCCGGCAAUCUUGGACGUAUUUCCAAUUUUCUAUUUGUUUUCAUCUCCUGGAUAUUAUUUUUUUUGUGGGACAAUUUUUUUACCUAUUGCUGGUCCAUCAUUACCACAACCUUGACCUCAGGUUUUUGGUGAACUAUUUUUUUUUUUCAGGGUUAUUAAAAGUGUGUUACUUUCAUAGACGUCGAGGACGCCACAGCCUUGAUGCUUGAGCUCCUUAUGUAUACACAAUAUAGGUACUACUAUUAUUAAAUGAUCAGUAAUCGUUAUUAAAUUUAUUUUGUAUCCAUAUAGCAUUCUAAGUACAUAAUAUAUUGUCUGCAUAAUAAUAUAUUGCGCACAUGACUUAUCCAUGGGUUUAAGCCUAUACAAGUAUUCUACAUUUAUUCGGAAUUUUUUAAAUUUAUUAAACACACUACUUUUUUUUGCACUUCAAGGAUUUAUGCAAUAUUGGCUUUCUAAGUGAAUUGUGAUUUUUGUUCUAUUUACAAAUUAUAUUUUAUUGAAAUUUAUCAGGUCAAAUACUGGAAUAUCAAUACUCUGAUGAUCUUUUUUAGUAUUUCCCAUGGUCUAGAAGUAACCUUGACCUAACCCGAUAUACUCGAUUACCUACUCUUUGGAUAUAUUUUAAAUUAAAAGUAGGUACCUAUUCAAAAAUAAGUCAAGGAUAUUAAAUUGGUUACACUAAUGAAAUCCGACAGUAUGCAAUUUUAGCAAUGGUGAUGUCAUAUAAAUGAGGUUCCGUGGCACUGGAAAGUAUUAUAAGAUGAGAUUUUGAGGGAUUUUUUUAUACCCUGGUACCUAUUUACAACAUAUUUAUGUUUUCAAAUGAUUGGCAGCUCACUUAAUUAUUUAUCUUAACAAAUUGUUUGAAAUAAAAAUUAGAUCAUAGUACUUAUAUUUAUAUUUAGAUAGCCUACUGAAAAAUUAACUUAUAGGUACAAUUUUAUUUUUCCAUGCUUAUGUACCUAGUACCUAUAUUAAAUUCCUUUCUUUCAUUUGAUAAUAAGUUCUUUUAUAUUGUUAGGUGGGUACCUGUAUGUUUUAAUUUAAUUUUUAUAACUACAUGUAAAUAGAUACUUAUUUAUAAUUUAAUAAUUAGCCUUUUGGUAUUAGAACAAUUUACAAGUCUUAAUAUUAAUAAUGCUUAUUUAGUAGGUAUAUAGGUGUAUGUUUUAGUAAUAUGUACUUAAAAGAUAGUAAUAAUACUGUUGUUAUUAUUUUUGAUUGUUAUAUUUAUUUAUCUUUUGUACACUAAUACUACGUCAUAUGCAAUAAAUAAAAAAAAGAUGGUACCUAGUAGUAGGCUACAAAAUAUAAAACAAAUAAGUAAUAUUAUUAUUGAAUCAUUUUGUUUUUUGUUAUAGGUCCCUUAAAAAACUAAUGUUUGAUUUUAAACCAUACUAAAUUAUUUUAAUAUUAACAAAUAUCUCUGGUUGUGGAUUUGACAAUUGGUUUUUUUUUUUUAAAAUUAACUUGUGAUAACAAUAACAUUGAAGUGCCCUUGAUUUGUUAUUUAUAGUUUUUAUAAAUUUUCAUACUUAUUAUUUAAAAUAAAAGUUUUUUUUUUCAUUUUAUAAUAUUUUAGAAGAAAGGAAUGGAUUUAACGAUAUUAUUUUGAGUAAUCAAGUAUGUUGAUUUUUAUGGAUUAAGAAAUGAGUAAUCACUUUGGUUAUUCAUGUAGGAAUAUGUGUUAGUAGUUUUUAUUUUUAUCUAGCUUAGAAAAAAAUGUAGUACUACAAAAUUAUUGUGCAGACAAAAGAUAUACCUAAGGUGACUUUUUAAGUAUACCUAUCUGUCUUAUAUCUACUUUUAGUAGUUGUACGUUUUUCAUAAUAGAAUGUUAAAAAAUGUAGUAUUUAGGUACCUGCUUCAAAUUAAACAUUUUUGGUUAAUCUAAAUCUUUAUUUUUAAACAUAGGUACCUACGUGUUUUUUCUUUUAUUCUACUAUACUCAAUUCAGAAUAAAAGUAAACCAUGAAUAAACUGGAGUGAGGACAAAAACACUCCAGUGUCUGUGCAAAUAAUCCCACUCUGCAACCUGCACUGUUGCCUCUACUCAUUUGCCCAUCGUACAGCACCAUGUGCAGCAGUUGUGCAUGCAUGGACCAGUGUACUAUUAUUCUGAAUAGAGUAUAGUUCUCUUUUAAUAAAAUAAAUUGUAUCCUCUGAUCCUCAGCGAAUUCCUUAGAAGAUUCUAAAUUAUAAUUAGGUUAGAUUCUUGUUAUAAUAUGAUGAUUAUCAAGUUCAUUAACAUGUGUAAGAAAUCUUAUUUAUAAUCAAUCCAAAUAAAUGUAUUGUCAUGUAUAUUUCGAAAAUUUUCAUUUUUUUCUCUUAAUACUUAUUGGGUUGUACUCAUAACUAACACUAGAUGCCUAGUCUGAAUGGUUUUUUAGACUAUAUUUGCUGUAGGUUUUUUCAUUUACAAACAUAUUUUUUUUUUAUGAAUAAUGAUAAUUGUUUUAUUAUUAAAAGGAUUUUUAAUAAUAAUGAAUUUAUACAGGGUGAUCAAUCUACUGUGAGAUAUAUUCAUUAUCUCGUAAAGUAUACAAUUUUUUGAGAAUUUUCUUUUUAAAAAUUUUAAGAUAAAUAGUUUUAAUGUUCUACAUUGUCUUAUUUUUUUUUAUUUGGUGUUGCAACCACUACCAAAACUGUAUUUUCAGUUGGCAAUUGUUAUGGGAAUUUCAUUAUUUCAACUAAAACUACAUUACCUACAUACCUAUUUAUGGAAGUAUUUAUUAUGAGUAACAAUUUUUUUUUUAUGUUUAUUUUAAUAAAAACUACAUUAGUACUAAUGUUGUAUUUCAAUAUUAUCGAGAUUAUUCAAUAAAUUGUAUGUUAUCAACAGUAAAAAAUAUCUUAUAAAUUUACUUAUGAUUUUGUAUUAAAGAAUACACAAGAGGAAACCUUAACAAUUUGAUAAAGUAUUAAAUUUUAAUUACGGUAAGGUACCAAGAACAUAUUGAUUUUAAUCAAUGGAAUAUAUUAGUUUUAGUAAGUAUGUAUGUGUGUCUGUUUUUUUUUUGGUUUCUGAAAAAGUUUUAAUAUUGGAAAUCUUGCUUUGAUCAAAUGUAUCAUUUUUUCUAAAAAUUGCGGGAAUAAUUGUUUGUCUAGUUGGUAAAUGGGCAAAGUCGUUUUGAUUUUCCUUUUAGUUAGCAAUAUUUAAUUAUUAAGUUUCUUAGUAUAAGUAGGUACUGUUAAACAUAAUCGAAAAAACCUGAUUUAUAUACAGAAUGUUAAAAUUAGCUAUUUUUAAAAAUUUAAGAAUUUAAUUUUCGAAAUUUAUAUACUUGAAAUUGUGCAGUUUUUAGUUUUUAUUUCGUACUUAACCAGAUAAAAUUGUUUUGAUUUAGCAGAAUGCACAAAAAUUGAACGCAAGUUUUAUAAUCAACAAAAUAAAAAUACUCUCAUGAAUUCAUAGCCCUACUAGUAGCGUUUUAAAUUCCAAUUUACAAAAAAAAAAAUUGUAAAAGUCAUGAAUUUUCAAAACAUGUUUAACCGAACUUGAACCUAAAUUUCAUUAACAAUGUUUUAUCGUUCCAUAUAGAUAUAAAUUAAAUAACUCUUAUGUAUCAACCUUCCCAACUUCCCACCUACAAUAGUGGUGAUAUACCUGUCAGCAGUAGGUAUUGACUAUUUUUUUGUUAUCUAAUUUAAUAUCUUGUUCAAUAAGUACACAUUUAAAUUAUUUUAUUUUAUCAUGACACAUUUGUUAAUAUCUAACAUAAAUUCCUAAAUAGAUAGGUAAUGUUGUUUUACUUGAAAUAAUAAAAUUCUAAUGACAAUUACUAAUUGAAAAUACAAUUUAGGCAGUGUUGCAACAACAAAUGUAGGCAAUGUAAAACAUUAAAACAAUUUUUCUUUUUUAAAAAGAAAAUUCUAAAAAAAAAAAGAAAAUUAUAUACUUUUCGAGAUAAUGAAUGUUUCUCACAGUAGAUUGAUCACUGUAUAAAUUCAUUAUUACUAAAGGACUUUUAAUAAUAAAACAAUUCAUCAUCAUGAUAUAUUUUAGAAGUCAUACAUGUUAUUUAUUUAAUUAAUAUUUAUAUAUUUACAAAAUACACAAUAUUUAUAUACAGGGUGAUUCAUUAAGUAUGCUCGCCCCAUUUUUAUCAUUCAAUUUUGCAUACAUCCAAAUUCUAAUUUUGGAAUUUUUAAGUCUUGUUAAAGCUGAUAUUUUUUAUGGUAUUAUUUAAGGAGUAUCCUGCGGCAAUAUAAACUUUGGUUUUACAAAUGAGAAUCAUUAUUAAAAAUACCAUAUAUAGUUGGAGUAUUAGUUUAAAUACAUUUUUAUUGUCAUUCAUGAGAUUUCCACUUUUAAAUUUGGGUUGAGGGAUAUAGUGAAACACUAUGAAAAAGCAGCUCACUUCGCUGUCACAUAAAUUAUGCUUUUUAGAAUGUUCUUAGUAUUUUAAAGUAGAAUGAACUUUUUUUAUUCAAAUUUUAAAUAGAAUAUGUCAAAAUUUUCAAAAAAAAUCUGAUGUAGACAGUCAACAUUUGACAUAAGUUUUAAUGCAAAUCGUAAAAAAAAAAAUUGUAUUCAAAAAUAAUGAUUUAAACUACAUUUAAAAAAUUCCUAUACUGGCUAUACUUAAUAAAUCACUCUGUAUAGGUGGUACACUAAAAUUUGUAUUCAUUAUAUACAUGUAUAAAAAAAAAAAAUAUAUAUAUAUAUAUAUAUUAUGUUUUAUUUUGUUUCAGAUCAAGUCUUCUGAUGGAUUGCCUCUUACAUUAUGUGUUUCAUGUGUACAGAGAUUAAAUCGUAGGCACUCAUUACAAAUGGCAUUAUUAAAAAAUAAUAGUGCACGUGUAUUGGCUCGUACUAGUGUACAAUCUGACACUGAAAGAUCCGAAUCCGAGUGUAAUCAACAAAUACAGUUCAGCCCUGCUGCAGUACAGUCAAUUUGAUUUUCAUCUUCUUUUAUUGUGUACAUACCUAUUUUUUUUUCCAAUGAAGACUGUUAAAAAUUGAGUUCAAAACACAUGAGAUAAAAAUGAAUAUACAUUUUAUUCAAAUUUGUCAGUCUCAUCUGUGAAUUACUAAAUAUGUUUACUAACGGUUUUUAUUAAAUUUAAGUCAAACAAUAAGGUUUUAUUUAACAAAAGUAAUUUUAAGUACCUAAAUAAUAAUUAUAUUAUUAUAUUUUACAUUUAAAAUACUAAAAUAAUUUAUUUUUGAUUAUAUUUAAGUUCAUUUUAAGCUUCAGUGCUUGUUUUAUUUUAAAAUAGUAUUGAUGUGUAGACCUAUUAGAAAUACUGUGUAGGCUUAGUCAAAAUAAAAUAUGUUAAUACUAAAUAAUAAUAAUAUCCAAAGUACUAUUGCAUUUGACAAUUAUGUAUUCUUCAAGUUUUAUAAAAAAAAGAAAAACCAUAGAAAAAAAGUAAAUCUACGCUUAAUUUAAACAAUGCAUAUAUAUUUAAUAUUGUUUUUUUUUUUUUACUUUGAAUAGUUACAUAUAUAAAGUUAUCUAUAGUUCAGAAAAGGGUUUUCAUUAUAAUUUAUUAAACCACCACUAUAUUUAAAUAUUAUGGCGUGCCAUUUUACUUUAAUUUAAUGAUUAAUUUUUUGUUCAAUCAUUCACAUUAAAAAUAAUUUAAAUAAACUUUUCCUGAUCUCAAACUUAUGGGAAGGUUUUUAGUGCAGAUUUGUUAAAUUUUAACAUAUUAAAUUUGACUUCCUGAAAUAAUUUAUCUUUAACAUGGUAAAUUGAUUUUGUAUUAAAAUCAGUGCCUAUAAAAUUCAAUUUAAAGUAUUAAGAUUAAAUAAUAAUUAAUUUAAUGAUAUAUUACCUUUUAGUUUUAGAAUUAUAGUUCAAUAAGUGCAAUAUGAAUUGGCGCUGAAUAAAUUUAGUUUAAAUCGUAUAACUUAUCAUGUUUUAUUAAAUAUUUCUCUCUAUCUUUAUUUUUAUUUUUAUUUUUUAAAUAUGGACAUGUUAUCUAAAUUUUUGUGUUACCCUUUUUUUUUUUCUAGAUUUUUUUGAGUAUUUUGUAAUGUACAAUGUACCUACAUUUAAUUUAAUAUGUUUUACUUCUUUUUGUUAACUUGACCCGCAAUAUAAAUAAUUUUUAAGAUAUAAAAAGAUAGUAUUAUUUUAUAGAAAACCUAUAUCUAUUUGUGUUAUAACUAUAUAAAUCAAUAUUUUAUAUUCUUUAUAUUUAUUUGUUCUUAGGUUGGGAAAAUUGGUAAUGCUCCCAAAAUGUUACUUAAGUGGCAUGCAAUAUAUAUAAAUAUAUUAUAUAUUUUUUGAUGAAAAUGUGAAAUGCGAUAUAACAAUUGCACCACUAUAAUGUUGUGUCACAAAUUAUUUGCAAUACUAUUGAAAUUAAUCAACAAUCCAUUAUGGGCAAAAUAUAAUAACAUUUAAUUUUGGAUUAUUGUUUAAGAAUGAUUCUGUAGAAUAACUUGUUUACACGUAAUUACAAAUGUAUAUUGUUUUUCUUGGUAAAAUAUUAUCAGAAAAAAGUAAAUAAAAUGAAGAGUAACUAUGUACAAUGUAUUAUAAAAAUGAUUUCAAUUUUAGUCAGUAUUUUUUAAAAUAAAAUAUUUUUUACCUACGUACCUGUUUUGUGGAACUAUAUUUUAUUUUUCCAUUGCCUUAUUAAAUU